Messenger RNA from Peniophora sp. CBMAI 1063, 1536 nucleotides. NCBI's taxonomy places the organism in Eukaryota, Fungi, Basidiomycota, Agaricomycetes, Russulales, Peniophoraceae. The record is from the annotation of a GenBank genome assembly.
AUGACGAGCAGUCAUCGGACGAGCCCCGAGAUCAUGUCCUCUUCGCCUUCCCCGAGUCUCCGUCGUGGCCAAGCCUGCUUGACGUGCAGGCGCCGAAAGACAAAAUGUGAUGCCGCACGGCCAGCGUGCGCAUCUUGCGUUAGAGAAGGCUUGGGAGAGAGCUGCACAUAUCAGCCACCUUCAGACGAAGCAUCUCAACUAGGGAGGAAAGUAAGGGAACUGCGCUCACGCUUGCGGCAGCUGGAGAGAGCUCGCAUCGCGUCGGAGGGGACACAAUCUCCCAUCAGCACUUCACCGAGUACAUCUGUGAGAAGUUCAUCUGGCGAUGGGAUCCUGACCCAACAUGACACGGAACAUCUGGUUUCCGCCUUCUUUUCCGACGAACAGCCGUUAUGGUUUUUACACAAAGAAUGGUUCCGAGAGGUUGCCAUGUCUUCUGUUGAUCAUACGGGAUCGGUUCAUCCUGCUCUACUGGCUACAGUAUGUGCUCUCGGAGCGCGUAGCACCUCUGCUUGGGACUACUCGGCCUCGGCAGACAGACUCAUGAAAAUCGCCCUGUCCUCUGUCAAUCAGCACCUAGACUCUGGUGGCAUGCAGUUCGCGCAAAACGCUCUGCACCUGAUACAGGCGCGCGUACUUCUGGGUGCAGUGUCAAUGAACGCCGGACAAUCACUGCAGGGCGCCUCGCUCUUGAGCGGAGCGUGCUCGCUGGCGCUUGCUCUGGGACUGCACAAUCCGCACGCGGGGAUCGGCGGUAUAGCUAUGAUCCCCGUUCCCAUCGGACAUCCGCUCCCGCACGCAAACGAUGUGGAGAUCUCUGAACGGACAUGUGCCUUUUGGGUAGCUGCGACACUCGACAGACUGUGGGCACUCGCCCUGGGAAGUCGAGCCCGCAUCAACUUAGAAGCGCUGGAGGUGCACACCCCUUUGCCACAGCGGCCAGAGCACUAUGCACAAACUGGCCAGACAGCAAUCCCACUCGUAAAUCGCUCACUGCGUGAGCUUCUGAGCGGGACUGAUCCAACUUCAGUGUACCGGCCGCAUGUCGGCAACUCCCUGGAGAUUGUUUCCAUAGUCGCUUAUCUGUACGAGCAGUCGGUACUGAUCGCCCGAGGAGAAUCCUCGAGUCUGGCCGUCGAUGUCAUUCUAGCUCGCGCAAACUCAUUAGCUGCCGAGCUAAGACAAACAUCAUUUGCGGAUACUACUGCACUUGCAGCAUAUGUGCUAGCAUGCGGCGUGUCUAUCCAGCUAUACUCUCCUUUGGGAGAUCCGAGAGCGGGGAUCGCUGCUCGCGAGCUCGCAUCUGCUGCCCCGGCUCUUCGCAUCGCCACUUCAGGGCCCGGUUUACUUGAAAUCGCGAUUGGGCUGGUUGUCCCUGAGGCAUGCAUGGUCAUAAGGUCGAGCUCUGGUUGGACUUCGAAUCUCAAUACACCUGGAUAUCCGCCCUCCAAUGAUCUUCAGCUUCUUCGCGGCGUACUGGAACAUUGGGCACCGAGAAGCGUAUACAUCCAAUCGCGACUGAGCCGUUUACCGUAG